This is a messenger RNA of Contarinia nasturtii (swede midge), 6495 nucleotides long. RefSeq lists its product as uncharacterized. The record is from RefSeq and is a predicted model, not a curated record. The transcript is spliced from 31 exons. Gene Ontology annotation, molecular function: protein serine/threonine kinase activity; ATP binding. Lineage: Eukaryota; Metazoa; Arthropoda; Insecta; Diptera; Cecidomyiidae. Gene Ontology annotation, cellular component: nucleus; cytoplasm. Gene Ontology annotation, biological process: signal transduction; endocytosis; peptidyl-serine phosphorylation. Bases 472 to 6450 code for a protein of 1992 amino acids.
UUUCAUACGAGCUCUCGCAUAACUUACAUGACAGGCGACAAUGCCAUUCAUCCACAUUUUUCAUUGCUCUUAUGUUUUCAUCGACAAUAUAUCAUCAAAGACUAGACUUAGAAAUUCUGUGCCAUAAAAAUGACUAAUAAUAUUAACCGAUUUUUUUCACUUUAAAUUAAUAGUAUUGAAUGUUGAUGUAUCAAUUUUGUGCAAGUGUUUUUUGUGACAUCCAGUUAUCAUAUUGUACUUAUAUAUGAAAUAUUAGAAGUCAACCCUUAUGUGCUAAUCUCGUCAUUAUUUUCUAUCAAACUAGAAACAUUUAAAUCAUAAAACGUAGUUUAUACGUAGAAAUACCAUAAAUAAAAAACUGUUUCAUUGGUGAACUAAACAAAUUCAAGCCAGCGGCUAUUAGUAGAAAGUCUGCGUUUUUUUGCAACGUUUAGUGCAAAUGUUUUCAGGAAUAAAAGCAAAUAACAAAAAAUGGACGAAGUGAACUCAGAAGAUAUUGCUUCCGAAUGGAAGACUCCAAACAGCAGCGAAUUCGGAUCAUUGGAUAAUAGCUGUGUAAAGCAGGUUGAGUUUGAAGAAACCCAACAGAUAAUAAACCAAAUCGACAAUUUGGAGAUAGGCGCACAAAAAGUCACUAUUGUAAAUGGCGAUGGCAAUGAUAGCGGUGUUGAUACUGGCGCUACAAAACCAAUUCAACUUCAAAGAGCACUGAGUAAUAAUAGCGCUGGCUAUGCGAGUAGUUCGGGCGGAUUAGAUGUACAAUUUGCAUCAUGCAAUUCAAGUUUAUUAAGUGUAUGCUCCGAUUCGCAUGAUGGAAAAACGACUAUAUUGAGUUGUAAAAUGAGCGCGGAUUGUACUAGUGAAAAUGGUAGUGAAAGUUCAUCACUAAGUGGUGAUAAACAAAGACUUAGACAAGCAUCACCGAAAAAACGAGUCGGUCUGAAUGAAACAAAUCAAUUAAAAACAUCUAGAAAUUCUGAAUGUUCGGCAGCUAAAAACCGUGCAAGGGCUGCAUCAGCCAAUCGAGCAACAAAUCAUCGUAGCUAUGGUGCUCCGCUACUGGCAACUUCCGAACGAGCAAGAUCACGUGAUAAACAAAUUACAUCGAACUCACAAUCCCCGAUAAAACGUGUAAAACCUGGUUCAUUACCUACAAAUACAAAAGACGUUCAACAAAAGUCAUCAACAUUAAAACGAACUGCAUCAGUUUCUAGAAGACAAACACCAAGUGGGACCCCAUCAAAAGAAGACGAUGGAAGAUGGCCGUCAAACCAAUUUCGAUCGGCAAGCAAAGUACAGAAUCGGAAUACUAAUGAUCCACUCAUAAUAAAAACAAAGGUCGGUUCCAUCGUUUUGGAAAAUCGAACAACAUUAUCGCGACAAACAAAAGUUAAAUCUGAAGAAGACUUGAGCGAAUGGCGACCGAACCGAAGUAGUUCUACAACAAGAGAUAGAAUGACAUCGUCAACUAUUAUUAGACGGGAGAGUCUUCGGGCGCGAGAAUCACCGAUCAAAGGCAUCUCUGCCUUUCCACCGCGAUAUCAAAAACCAUCGAAAACAAUCAUCUAUCACGAAGCUGCCAUUCAAACAGCUAUCACUGGCCAAGACAUACAUGAUGCAUUCGGUGGAAAUCCGCCAGAAGUUCGAAUUGACGCCGUCUUGAAGAUUCAUCGUGAGAGUCAAGUUGACAUUCGAGACAAAGAAAUUGAACAGCUUGAAGAGAAACUCAAAAAAAUGGAUGCUGAAAAUAAAAAACUACGACAGAAUUUAAUAGAACGAUCUCAAUUGUUAACAUCAAUGGAAAGUCAACUUACUCGUGAACGCGACGAAAAAGUUGCAAUGAAAAAGGAAUUGCAAAGUAAUACCGAACGUGUGUUGGGCAUGUUGGAGCUCGUACAUGCAUCACCAGCUACUGAACCAUGCGAUACGUCAUGCGAUAGUUUGUUAAUGCUUGAAUCUCAAAUUCAGUUGUCCGGUCAUGUACUUGAGGAGAAACAAAUUGAAAUCAAUACAUUGCGACACUUUUGUAAUCAACUCCAAGCUGAAAUGAAUCGAUCAAUGCAAGUACAGCAAAAUCUAUUGGAGGAAAAGAAAUGUUUUGAGAAGGAAACAACGGAACUUCAAGACUUUUUACAAGUUGAGAAAGAAGCUUUAUUUGAAGAGCUGAAGCAGAAAGAUCUUGAAGUGGAAAGGUUACAAGAAGAAUGCCGACACUUGGUCCGAAUUUCAGAGCAAAGAAGACAAGAGUAUCUUGGAUUGCAAUCCAAGUACAGAGCAUUGGAGUCAAAAAAUAAAAUUUCUAUCGUACAUCAAAGUCACACAGUGUCCGGUGCUACGCUUGCACUUUCUGAUCUUGGUUCUCGUUUGAACGAUCUCGUCGAACAACUAGUUGCUUCCUAUAAUAUUUCGGAAAAGGAAAUCGAGGACAUAGUAUAUCACAAUGAGGCAUAUGCUAACAGUGAAGAAUCAACUCCGGAUAGUGAUAAUAAUCCAACGUACAAUGGAACGACAUCACCUCAGCGCAAUAACUCAUUCAUUACAGCUGUAAUAAACGCAAUUAAAAAUGCAGCAUCAUCCGCUAAAGAUAAAGUAAAUCACAAGGUCGAAAAACUACAUUCAAUUGAGACCACCGACGGACUAGAAAUGUUAGAUUCAGAAACUGAACCGUGUUUAAUGAUGGAAAAUGUGUUGGAGGAUGUUUCCAUGCCGGAUUCACAUACACAAAAUCUUAUUUCAUCAUGUGUUCUUCCAUCGUCGCAUUCGUUGGAUGACAAUAGAGGCGAUUCUUUAAACAGUCUCUGCGAAGCCAUUGCAAAUAGACAGAAAAUUGAAGAACAAACCACGUUAAUGAUGAUGAACCAAUCCAUUCACAGUGAAGCAAAUACCAGUGGCAAAGAAUCAAUGAUUAAUUCAUCAAUUUAUGAACAAGAAUAUCCAGUUCAAAUUUUAGUUGAUAAUGUCAUCAACGUGGACAAUUUAGUAACGAAAUUAUUAAAAAUUUUGCGAAUCAUUCAAAUCGAAAACGAUAACUGUAUUCAACAGUUGAUAAGUGAAAAAAAUAUGUUGCAGUUAAAUAAGGUAGAAUUGGAAUUGAAAACAAAGGAAUUGGUCAACAACUGUAAUGAAUUGGAUCAAAAUCAUACAGAAUUGAAGAAGGGCCGACGUGAGAUUGAUAAAUUAAAUGAUGAUAUAUGCAACUUGAGCACUUUGUGCUCAUCAACUCCAAAUCAAUCAUUUUCCAAAAGUGAAGACGAACCCGCAGAUAAAUUGAAAACAAAUGGAGAUUUGUUGCAUGAAAUUUUGCCAAGUGGGAAUAAUGUAUAUACAAUGGAGCAUAAUUCUGAAGUAAAUUUAAAUUUGGAAAGUCAAAAUGACACUAUAUCCAGAGCGAUUGAGACUUUAAAUGGAAUACAGUCAAUCGUAAGACAAUGUCCAGCGCUAAUUGAUUUGCAGAAGAACUUAGAACAGAUGUUGCCAUCCGAUUGCAACGCAAAUAUUGAAUUUCAAUAUAAAGACGUGAAUGUUGAAGAAUAUGAUUGGCAAAAUAGCACAUUCGAAGUAUCAUUGGAAGAAAAUUCUGAACCAAAUAUUGACAUAAGUUUUGUCAUACCUGAAGAAGAUCUCAUGGAUGCCGUAAUUGAUGAUAGAUUUGUUAUUGGAAAUUUGAUUGCUUCUGGUCAUGUUGGAUUGAUAUAUACAGGCACUGAAAUAAAUACGGGCUCAAAAGUGGUUAUAAAAUUAUCUCAACCUGAGAUGUCUAAAAGUCUCGAAAAUGAAUAUCAUAAUUAUUUAUUACUAGGAGCUGCAGAUCCUGAUAUUAUGAAUUUGGGCAUUCCUCAAAUUAUUUACUUCGACGUCUUUGGCGGUUACAAGGUGAUGGUUAUGCACACAAUGUUAGGCCCAACACUUCGCGAACUAAAGGAAUUUACUGGGAGAAACAAAUUAUCUUUUAAGACUUGCAUGAAAGUUGCUAUUCAAGCCAUGGAUAUAUUUAAUUAUAUUCACUCAAAGGGUCUCAUUGUAUAUGAUAUUAGCUCAUCAAAUAUUGCAAUCGGAAAUGCAAAGGAAACGUUGAAUAAGAUUUUCAUUUUUGAUUUCGCUUCAAGUUUUAAAAGUUCUCCUGAAGAUAUGUUGAGGAACGAGUUGAAUGACCUGAUUUUAUUUGCACUGGUACUUAUGGAUUUGAACGGAAUUCAAUUCACGCCAAUGAAUGACUUGAGUAGAAAUUCACAUAUUGAAGCAGCGCUAGAAUAUUUGCUAGACGAAUGGGAUGAAAAUUAUUUAGAGGAUUUAUACUCUCAAUCGGAAAAUCCAGAAGUCUUUUUUGAAUUUUGCAUCAGUAAUAUAUUUGUAAGAUUCCUUCAAUCAUUGGAAUAUCGUCUUAAUAAAAUCAGCACAGAUCGUGAAUUGAACAGUAGGAAAAUGAUUAUUGCACUUCUUCAACAAUGCUUAAUAUUUUUAAUGUUGUAUAACUUUUACUGUGGUCGGAAUGCUGACAAUUUUGAAGAGGAAAACUGUAUGCAAUAUGAAGAAAGUUCGAGUUCAAAUAAAAAUUUGGCUUUAGUUCAUGAACUGAAGUCGAUAAAACCUGUUGAAUAUUUACUGGGGCUCAUUAUAAAUGAUCAGUUUCAAAUUCAAGAACAUCUUGGACAUGGAUUCAUUGGUUUCGUGUGCAGCAUUGACAUAAAAACCGGAAAUGAGGUGGCUAUUAAAUUUGCAACCAAAGACAUGGAGUAUGCACUUGAAAAAGAGUUUAUAAAUUAUCUUUACCUUGGGGCUGAUGAUCCUGAUAUUCAACGUAUUGGUAUUCCGCACAUUUAUUAUUUCGGCGAUUUCUUGGAUUAUAAAGUACUAGUAAUGACGAAAGUUGGAAAAACACUAUUCGAUAUAACCAAAUCAACAGAUUAUCAAAAACUUAAUCUUAAUUCAAUUUGCAAAAUUGCAAUGCAGGCUAUAAAUAUUUUUGAAUACAUACAUGAAAAGGGGCUAACAUUUCAUGACGUAACACCAUCAAAUAUAGCUGUUAGCCAUCUAAAUGAAAAUCACAUUUUUUUCUUCGGAUUCGCAUUCAGUGAGUUCUACGUCAAUGCACUCGGUGAGGCGAAGAUGCGAGAAAAAUCCGAAGAAAUCAAUGGGACCCCAGAAUAUAUGACGAUUGAUACAUUGAAGGGUCUUACACACGUUCGAAAAGAUGAUUUUAUAUCGUUUGGUCUCGUUUUAUUAGAAUUAAACGGUGUAGUUCUUCCAUGGAUUGAAAAAACAAACAAUGAAGAGGAUAUUUAUAAAACUAUUGAUAUUGUUCUUAAUGAAUGGAAUAAGAUCAGCAUUGAGGAAAUUUGCAAAAAUUCAGAAAAUCCGCAGCUUUUCAUAACAUAUUUUGAAUAUUUACAAUCCCUCAGAUCACAAGAAAAACCUGACUAUAAUAAGCUUUUGCAUCUCUUCUCCAAUGAAUUAACAUGUGAAGAGCUAGCAGAUGAAAAUUUGAACAUUUUUCAUUCCGAAGAGCAAUGUUCAAAUACGUUUAAUAAUUGUGAUUCUACUGAAGCCAAUAUAGAAGGUGCAUUAAUUGACAAUAGAUAUCUAAUCGGAGAGCUUCUAGGCAGUGGUCAUACUGGAUUUGUUCGAAGCGGGGUUGAUAUAAAGACAGAGACUGAAGUUGCAAUUAAAUUUGCAAAAAAGGGGAGAAUUAAAUACUUAGAGAGAGAAUAUGACAAUUAUAUAUAUUUGGGGGCCGAUGAUUGCUCCAUUUUGACUUAUGGCAUCCCAAGAAUUUUUUAUUUCGGAAAUUUUCAUCAGUACAAAGUGUUGAUAAUGUCGAAAGCUGGAAGUACACUUUAUGAUCUACAAAAGACAACGAAAAAAAGAAAAUUCAAUUUAAAAACGAUUUACAAAAUCGCUAUUCAAGCUAUAAAAUUAUUUAAAUAUAUUCAUUCAAAAGGACUAGUUUGUGUAGAUGUUAAACCUGAUAAUAUCGCUGUUGGCAGUGCAGAUAAGAAUCAAAUAUUCUUUUUUGACUUCGCUUUCAGUAAGUUGUACGUGGAUGCUCAGGGAGAAGUGAAAAAACGAGAGAAAGAAGACGAAUUAUACGGAACACCUGUUUAUAUGGGAAGAGGUCCUCUCCAUCGGCUUACACAUGUUCGAAAAGAUGAUUUAAUAUCUUUGGGCUUGGUGCUAUUAAAGCUAAAUGGCGUUUUAUUACCUUGGUAUUAUGAAGUAGAUGAUCAAUAUGACAUUGAAAAUCAAAUGGACAUUGUAUUGAAGUAUUGGGAUAAAUACGGGAUUGAAGCCAUUGUUGCAGAUUCUGAUGACCCGAAAAUUUUUCUUCAAUAUUUCCUUGAGUUGGACUCAAUUAAUGGGCAUGAAGAACCUGACUAUAAUAAAUUUUUUCAACUUUUCGCCAAAGAACUAACAGCUGAUGAACUGGAAGAUCCAGAUUUGGGAAUUUUUUGAAAAAGUAAAAUUCAUCAAAUAAAUUUCUUCAUAUUGUGAACUCAA